ACUUUUCCAAGCUCUGCCAUAGAGUAUGAGCGACGGCGGGAAGGCUAGAAGGAGGCCUCUGUAGGCGGACCAUAGAGAGAGGAAGCGCGCGAAGGAGAGCCUGCGAGUCCCCAUGGAGACCAGGGGGCGGGCGGGCGCGGGACCAUAGAGGGCCCGGGAAGCGCGGCGGCGGAGCAGCCCGGUCUUCUCGCCUGCCCCGGCUCGGCGGCAGCGGGGACCGCGAUGACCUCGGCCUCCACCAAGGUGGGGGAGAUCUUCUCUGCCGCUGGCGCUGCCUUCACCAAGCUAGGCGAACUGACGAUGCAGCUGCACCCCGUGGCCGACUCCUCGCCAGCCGGGGCCAAAUGGACCGAUGCGGAGAUCUCCUUGUUACGGGCAGCCGUCCAGCGUUUUGGAGAUGACCUAAACCGCAUCAGCGCGCUCAUCAAAGACCGGACUGUUGCCCAGCUGAAAGGAGCAGCCAAGCGGAAGGCCUAUGAGGACAGUGGGCUGCCCCUCCCCACCGAGUCCCCCAAGAAAGGGGCCCGCAAGGGGCAGCAGCCGCCGCUGCCGCAGCAGGGUGCCCCCUCUGCCCAGGGGUUGGGGGGCCUUCCUGACCCCUCGACUCCAACUGUGAAGAAACAGAAAGCCUCUGAUGUGACCCUCAGCGCACUGAAUGAUGCAGAUGCCCACAAUGACUUGGUGGAUAUUGAAGGCUUGGGAGAUGCCCCCCCUGCCAAGAAGCUCAAUUUCGACCAGGGUAAAGACUGGCCCAGGUGGGGUGGUUCAGACAGCCUGAAUUUGGACUCUGGAUUCCUCAUGGCCCCUGGCACGGAGUUGCCCCUCCUCUCCCGCUGAUGGACGGCUUCUCCUGCACCCCCUGGGCUGCCAUCUUCCACCUUGGGACCCCUGGAACCACUACUGGCUGUGGCUGCCCCCUCUGGUCACCCCCCUUCCCCUAAUCACCCGGCAUGUGUGCACUCGCUCUCUGGAAUUGCCACCACUCCAUCCCAUGGACAGUCAACUCUCUCCUCCUCCGCCUUUUAUUCCCCCCCCCCGGUAUAAUGGUCCCUUAAGAGUGUUAUUUUAUUGUCCUUUUGUGUGGUGGUUGCAAUAAACAUUGCCUGUCUCUGA
This is a messenger RNA of Rhineura floridana, 1113 nucleotides long. RefSeq names its product chromosome 11 C17orf49 homolog (gene BACC1). Lineage: Eukaryota; Metazoa; Chordata; Lepidosauria; Squamata; Rhineuridae. Gene Ontology annotation, cellular component: NURF complex; MLL1 complex. The transcript is spliced from 6 exons. The record is from RefSeq and is a predicted model, not a curated record. Bases 223 to 837 code for a protein of 204 amino acids.